AUGCUCACUUUUCAUAAUGUCUGCUUAGCACCCAGUUCCUUCCAGCUGACUGGCAUUCCAGGACUGGAGUCCCUGCAUACCUGGCUCUCCAUCCCCUUCAGCUCCAUGUACCUGGUAGCUGUGGUGGGGAAUGCCACCAUUCUGGCUGUGGUAAGGGUGGAGCAUAGCCUGCACCAGCCCAUGUACUUCUUUCUGUGCAUGUUGGCUAUCAUUGACCUGGUUCUGUCUACUUCCACUAUGCCCAAACUGCUGGGGAUCUUCUGGUUUGGGGCUGGUGAUAUUGGGUUGGAUGCCUGCUUGGCUCAGAUGUUCCUCAUUCACUGCUUUGCCACAGUGGAGUCAGGCAUCUUCCUUGCCAUGGCUUUUGACCGCUAUGUAGCCAUCUGCAACCCACUCCAUCAUACCACAGUGCUCACUCAUACUGUGGUGGGACGUUUGGGGAUGGCUGCCCUCUGCCGGGGUGUCCUCUACAUUGGACCCCUGCCUCUGAUGAUCCGCCUACGGCUGCCUGUUUACAAAACCCGUGUUAUCUCCCACUCCUACUGUGAGCACAUGGCUGUGGUCACCUUGGCAUGUGGUGACAGCAGGAUCAACAAUAUCUAUGGAUUGAGCAUUGGCUUUCUGGUCUUGAUCCUGGAUUCAGUGGCCAUUACUGCCUCCUAUGUGAUGAUUCUCAGAACCAUGAUAGGGCUGGCUACUCCUGAGGCCAGGCUGAAAACCCUGGGGACAUGUGGUUCCCACAUCUGUGCUAUCCUGAUCUUUUAUGUUCCCAUUGCUGUUUCUUCCCUCAUUCACCGAUUUGGUCGCCAGGUGCCCCCUCCAAUCCACACCUUGCUGGCCAACUUCUACCUCCUAAUUCCUCCAAUCCUCAAUCCUAUUGUCUAUGCAGUCCGCACCAAGCAGAUCCGGGAAAGACUUCUCCAAAUUCUCAAGACAGAAACUAAGAUCAAAUGACUAAUACUUCUCUUAAAUAGGCUCAUGGAGAAAGCACUUAAAUAUGGUGGGCAGUUUCCCAUUUGGGAACUCUAGAGAGUCUGAG
Bubalus bubalis (water buffalo) is the source of this 1039-nucleotide messenger RNA. Its product is annotated as olfactory receptor 52M1. NCBI's taxonomy places the organism in Eukaryota, Metazoa, Chordata, Mammalia, Artiodactyla, Bovidae. The coding region runs from base 1 to 954 and encodes 317 amino acids. Gene Ontology annotation, molecular function: olfactory receptor activity; G protein-coupled receptor activity. The record is from RefSeq and is a predicted model, not a curated record. Gene Ontology annotation, biological process: G protein-coupled receptor signaling pathway. Gene Ontology annotation, cellular component: membrane. The transcript has a single exon.